Molecule: messenger RNA, 2475 nt
Organism: Lipotes vexillifer (Yangtze River dolphin)
Lineage: Eukaryota; Metazoa; Chordata; Mammalia; Artiodactyla; Lipotidae
Gene: CCHCR1
Product: coiled-coil alpha-helical rod protein 1
Exons: 16
Coding region: 154-2328 (724 amino acids)
Biological process (GO): cell differentiation; protein export from nucleus
Cellular component (GO): centriole
Source: RefSeq, a predicted model, not a curated record
UGUGGCCAAAGGGCUGAGGGGGGUCUCUCGCGCCGGGGGCUCUCUCUUUGGAAGGUGGCCUGAAAAUUGAAUUGGAGUGUCCUUGUUUCUCCUAUUGUCCAGGGAAGCAUAGAUGGCUGGACACAGACUCUAGAGACUUCAAAUAAUGUGGAAAUGUUUCGACCUUCAGGUUCCACUGGGCUGAUUCCCCCAUCCCACUUCCAAGUUCGGCCCCUUCCAACUCUGCCAAGAAUGGCUCCCACGUGGGUCUCAGACAUUCCCCUGGUUCAGCCCCCAGCCCAUCAAGAUGUCUUAGAGAGGCGGCCAGAUAACCAGAGACCUCAAGUGACCAUGUGGGGACAGGAAGUUUCUGGCAAAGGGCAGGAGCCAGGGUGGAGAGGCAGGUCCGUGGAGCUGGCGGGGUCGCAGGCCCUGAGCCAGCAGGCUGAGCUGAUCUCUCGGCAGCUGCGAGAGCUGCGGCGGCUCGAGGAGGAGGUCCGGGUGCUGCGGGAGACCUCGCUGCAGCAGAAGAUGAGGCUGGAGGCCCAGGCCACGGAGCUAGAGGCACUGGCACGGGCAGAGAAGGCUGGCCGCGCUGAGGCUGAGGGCCUGCGUGCUGCCCUGGCCGGGGCCGAGGUUGUCCGGAAGAAGCUGGAAGAAGAGAGCCAGCGGGAGCUGGAGGACGUUCGGAGGCUGCACCAAGAGCAGCUCUCCUCCCUGACACAGGCUCACCGGGAGGCUCUUUCCAGUUUGACUAGCAAAGCUGGGGGCCUGGAGAAGUCUCUGAGUAGUCUGGAAACCAGGAGGUCAGGAGAAGCUGAAGAGCUGGCUGCGGCCCAGAGGGAGGCCGAGCUGCUGCGGAAGCAGCUGAGCAAGACCCAAGAGGAUCUGGAGGCUCAGGUGACCUUGGUUGAGAACCUAAGGAGGUACGUGGGAGAGCAGGUCCCUCCCGAGGUCCACAGUCAGAUGUGGGAAUCAGAGCGACAGGAGCUUCUAGAAACCGUGCAGCACCUGCGGGAGGACCGGGCCGGCCUGCACACCACCACGGAGCUGCUGCAGGUGCGCGUGCAGAGCCUCACGCACAUCCUCUGCAUGCAGGAGGAGGAGCUGGUCCGGAGGGUUCAGCCUUCAGACUGCCUGGAGCCCGAGUUCACCAAGAAGUGCCAGUCCCUGCUGAAGCGCUGGCGGGAGAAGGUGUUUGCCCUCAUGGUGCAGCUGAAGGCCCAGGAGCUGGAGCACAGAGACUGUGUGGGGCAGCUGAAGGGACAGGUGGCCGAGCUCCAGGAAGGAGUCAAAACUCAGUGCCAGGAGCAGGCCAUCCUGCAGCGCUCCCUGCAGGACAAAGCUGCAGAGGUGGAGGUAGAGCGGAUGGGUGCCAAGGCCCUGCAGACGGAGCUGAGCCGCACUCAGGAGGCCCGGCGCCGGGAGCAGCAGCAGACAGCCACAGCGGAAGAGCAGCUGAAGCUUGUGGCCAACGCUGUCAGCAGCUGCCCCCAACCCCCACCGGCCACGGAUAUGAGCCUGGAGUUGGAGCAGCUGCGGGAGGAACGGGACCGUCUGGACGCAGAACUGCAGCUGAGCGCCCACAUCAUCCAGCAGGAGGUGGGCCGGGCCCGGGAGCAAGGGGAGGCGGAGCGGCAGAAGCUGAGCGAAGUGGCCCAGCAGCUGGAACAGGAACUGCAGCGCACCCAGGAGUCCCUGGCCAGUUUGGGGCUGCAGCUGGAGGCGGCUCGCCAGGGCCAGCAGGAGAGCACGGCGGAGGCUGCCAGUCUCCGGCAGGAGCUGACCCAGCAGCAGGAGGUCUACGGGCAAGCGCUGCAGGAGAAGGUGGCCGAAGUGGAGACUCGACUGCGGGAGCAGCUCUCAGAAUCAGAAAGGAGACUGAACGAGGCUCGCAGGGAACACACCAAGGCCGUGGUCUCCCUGCGCCAGAUCCAGCGCAAAGCCACCCGAGAAAAGGAGCGGAACCAGGAGCUGCGGCGCCUGCAGGAUGAGGCCCGAAAGGAGGAGGGACAGCGGCUGACCCAGCGCCUGAAGGAGCUGGAGAGAGACAAGAACCUCAUGCUGGCCACCUUGCAGCAAGAGGGUCUCCUCUCCCGUUACAAGCAGCAGCGACUGUUGGCAGUUCUUCCUUCCCCGUCGGCUAAGGGGUUACCUGUGGAGUCCAGCCCCAGGCCCUCAGAGUCUUCAGCGCCUGUUCCUCCGGCAGCGGCCCUGUGCACCAAGGAGUCCAUCAAAGGAUCCCUUUCAGUCCUGCUCGAUGACUUGCAGGGCCUGAGUGAGGCCAUUUCCAAAGAGGAAGCUAUUUGUGAAGGAGACAGCCAGACCUCUUCUUCUGUCUGCCUCUGAGCAGCUGUGAGGACCAGAGGGAUGAGGAUGGAGGAGGAGUGGGUUGGGGAGGGCGUCCAGCCCAGCUCCUUUCCCAUCCAGCUGCCCUCGGGGACAGCCGCCAAGAUAUUGUGAAUUGUCCCGUGGCUCAAUAAAGAUGACUGCAGU